AUGCUGAAGUCGCCGCUCUUUCGUUUGUUCCAUCGCCCUACCCGCGCAGGGUCGACUGGUGGGCGGUGUUCCUUCGUGAAUUUAACGCGUACCCUCCGAACGACAAACGACCUGUUUAGAUACACCUCUGGCCGAUGGCUGAUAAACGACAAACAUGAACAGCAGCAGCGUUUUAUGAAUUUUAACAUUGACAAUCUUUGUUCUCAAGCAGCCUCUCUCUUUAGUCCCGAAACAAAAUGUGUGCACAUUGCCAAGUUCGAAGGAAAUUUCAACAAGGCUUUCCUCCUCACAAUGAAUGAUGGCAAUAAAGUGGUCGCGAAAAUCCCCUGUCCCAAUGCCGGAAUGCUGUUUCUGACCACGGCCUCAGAUCCGGAAAACCUAGUGGGCGCGGAGUAUAUAAUCAUGGAAAAAGUCCGCGGAGUCGCACUUGCUGAAAGAUGGGAGACGAUGAACACCCUGCAGCGCUAUAAAGUAAUCGACGGAAUUGUGGAGAUGGAGAAGGAGCUCGAGGGGAUGAAAUUACCAGCAUACGGAAGCCUUUUUCUGCGGGAUUUUCUGCCAUCUGAAUACAAUCAUUAUCCUCUUCCGUCAGACUUGGACCCUACUGGCUUAUUUUGCAUCGGACCCUCGUGCAGUCGAGCUGUGCCGCAGAAGACUUCUUCAUCUAAAUCAAAUGCUGGACCGUGGUCUUCAAUCUUGGACUUUGCGCUCUCUAAAUCAAACCGAGAAUUAGCCCUGAUCGCUGAUAAUAGGGAUGGAGUGCAGAGCCAUCUCAAUCAUUUUAGCGAGAUUCAGCCUGUCAAUGAGUACUAUGGUCUUCUACAGAAAGUGCUAUUAAUUCUACCUGUUCUUUCGCAUGAUCCACGCAUUCUAGAUGGGGCGGCUUCAAGCAUAUGGCAUACUGACUUGCACCUGGGGAAUAUUUACGUGUCCUCAGACGAUCCAACCAUAAUUGAAGGCGUGAUUGAUUGGCAGUCAGUCCAAGCCGCUCCAUUAUUUAUACACGCACAGUUUCCUGAAUUCAUUCGGCCACCGAAAGGCUACAGCCCAGGAACCGAGCUCCCCGCUUUACCAGACAAUUACGACAAGCUAGAUCCCGACCAAAAGGAAAAGGCUAACAAGGAGCACACAUCAGCAACACAAUCCAAGUACUAUGAGAUGUCCUGUCUUGCAUACAACAAGCCUGUCUACGACGCGAUGAAGCUGGAUCGACGACUGUGGGAGCCCUUUACCUGUUGUCAGCUUUUCUCAAACGGUUCCCUGGUUCCGCUAAGAAGCUCUCUGGUGCGAAUCUUCCAAGACUGGGAGCUCCUGGGGCUUCCAGGCAGCUGUCCGUUCGAAUUCACAGAAGAGGAUCUUAAAAGGCACGAUGAACAGGUUCAAUAUUACCAGGACAGCGUGUAUCUGCGGGAUAUUGUCAAGGCCCAGCUUUGUACGGAUGACAGUGGUUGGAUUCCAAAUGCGCAAUGGGAAUCCGCGAGAGAGAUGAACGAGCAUCUGUAUGGUAUAUAUAUGGAGACUCUGAGCGAAGAACUGUUACCAGAAGCAGCCUCAAGGCGGUGGCCCUUUCCUCCAAAAAGUGCCUGA
Aspergillus steynii IBT 23096 is the source of this 1587-nucleotide messenger RNA. RefSeq lists its product as uncharacterized. The transcript is spliced from 4 exons. The coding region runs from base 1 to 1587 and encodes 528 amino acids. The record is from RefSeq and is a predicted model, not a curated record. Gene Ontology annotation, cellular component: mitochondrion. Lineage: Eukaryota; Fungi; Ascomycota; Eurotiomycetes; Eurotiales; Aspergillaceae.